AUGGAAACUCAAUCAGGAAAUGGAGAGGGGGUGUUGAGCCCAGUGUCCUCAGGCAUCCACUCCCAAGGCCAACGUGGGGCACAGGUAGAGAAACCAGAAGAUCCGGUGCUCAAGGAGGACCUGCAAGCUGCUAAAAGGAUUGAGAGGUUUGACAUUCCGCUUGACAGUCUGAAGAGGAUGUUUGAGAAGUCAACUGAAACGGCCAAUGUCCACGCGUCACCAUCCAAACGAGGGACAUCCAGAAGUAUUGCGCUGCCCGAUCAACCACGAGAUAAGACAGUGGCCUUCAAUCUGGAUGACAGUUUCUCUGCUGAGCAACACGGGAGUCGGGCGCAGGACGCUGAUGACCGCGAGAGCAGCGAAUCUGUAUCACUGAAAGAGCGGCUGGCAAUGUACCAGGCUGCAGUUUCCCACAAAGAAAGUACCAGCUCCCCUUCUGCAACGGUUAUGGAGGAGUCAGAGGCCUGUUCACUACCUGGUGGCCUGGCCAGUGUAAAGAAACAGUUUGAAAACCAAGGCUUUACCUCCUCGUCUUCCCAGUCCAGCAGCACCCAGUACCAUUUUCAGCAGAGAACUGUGCAGGAGCUUUCCCGUUCCUCCGAGGUGACUGUGAGAAGCAAUGUCAGAGAAGUCACACCUUCCACAAGCAUCUUUCAAAAUCAGCAGGAGGUGUCGCAUUAUGACAGAGUCCACCAUAACAAUGUGGCCGCCAGUCAUGGAAGUGACUAUGAAACAGUUAUGCGCGCAGGAGGAGAGGACCUACAGAAGAUUUCCACUCAGGCUCUGAAGCAGCAGUAUGAAAAAACCAUUGAGGAAGCCACACCAGCCAGUGAAAUAAAGGUCAAUAUGGAUUUUAACCAGUUUCAAUGGACACCAGUAGGCCAACUGUCCAAAACGUCAACCGUGACCAGCCACAAAAGUUCCUCUUCUGUAAAGAACAUGGGCUCAUCUACAGUGUCAUCAGUGGCUCAUGAAACAAGUGAAGAUUUUCCUCCUCCUCCUAUGAAUCUGCUGGACGUACCACAUGAAACGUCUGAGAGUGGCACCCAAUCUCACAAGCAAGUUGUGCAGAACAAAAGCAACGUUAGCAAAGAGCAGUACGUUAAAUACAAGAGCAUGGCUGAACUAAAGCGUCUCUACAAGCAUAUUCACCCAGAAGUCCGCAAGAACCUGGAAGAAGACUACCUAAGCCACCUUGCUGAGUCAGAACAGACACAGGAGGCAGUGGGGGAUGUCCAGCAGACAUGCUUUAUGUUUGAAAAUGAAGGCUCUAGUAGGAGUACGAGUCCUGAUCGCGAAUCUGUAGAGUGGGAUGAGAUUCUUCGAGGAGAAGUGCAAUCUAGGCGCUGGAUGUUUGAGAACAAGCCAUUGGACACGAUCAAAGAUGACACCCCUGAUGAGAAUGAGGUGAAGAAUAUUGCACAGCAAGAAAUUAUAGCUGGAAAGGAUGUCAAAUACACAGCAUGGAUGUUUGAGACUCAGCCCAUGGAUGCUCUGGGGAGUGAGACACUCACUUCUUCAGAGCAGAUGCAAAAGGUGUCCGAUCUCGCAAGAGGUGACGUUCGUACCGCUACAUGGCUCUUUGAGACGCAGCCGCUGGACUACCUGAAUAAGAUCUAUCAAGAAGAUGAACAGGACGCCGCUGUCUCAAAAGAUAUCACUGGAGGAGAUGUGAAAACUGCCAGGUAUCUCUUUGAGACUCAGCAUCUAGAUUCACUCGGGAAAACGGAAACCUUUGAGGAGAGCAAUUUUCUGAGCCUCAAGUCUGAGCUGGAGGAGGUUAAAGGGGAUGUCAAGACGACCACUCGCAGGUUUGAGACUCUGCCGAUGUGUGUCAUCAGAGGAGACUCGGGGGAGAUGCUGGAAAUCACAACCAUUCGCAGGGAGGAGACCGAGAAAGGAGAUGUAAAGACGUCACGCUGGAUGUUUGAAACCCAACCCCUUGAUAUGAUCAACAAAGAUCUUGCUCAAGUGAAGCUUAUAUGCGGUAUUUCCAUGAAGGACAACAUUCAAGGCGGGGUCAACAAAGGUAGAUGGCUUUUCGAGACAAAGACUCUGGACACCAUUAAGGAUGAAGAAUGGGAGGCCGUUGCGAAGAAAAAGGAAGAGAUCAUUGGAGCUGAUGUUAGGAAACACUGCCUGGUUUUUGAGACUCAGCCUAUGGAUACCCUGAAAGAUAACGCUAACGCUCGAAAUUUGCCCUUGGAGGAGAUUCUCGGAGGUGAUGUGCAGUCAGCAAGGCACCUGUUUGAAACCGUACCCAUGGAAAAUCUGAAGGAGCUAAACGAGGUGGGUAAACUUAAGAAAAUGGCGGCAAGCGAAGAGGAAAAGGGCGACGUGAGGCAUCAAAAGUGGGUUUUUGAAAGCCAACCUUUGGCCAGUAUAAGAGAAGAGAAGAAAGAAAUGACAAGAACUGUAAAUAUCGACGCUCAAGAUAAAGGCGAUGUGACGAACUGCAAGGUCAAGUUUGAAAGUAUGGAUUUAAGUAAAUGUGAAGGAGCACAGAAAAUUCUAAUUGAGGGUGUCACAAGUGGAUCCGUGGAAUCCAACCGAGUUCUUUUCGAAUCGACACCUUUGUAUGCGAUGCAAGACAGCUCCGGUCAUUACCACGAGGUGAGGACAGUAAGGCGAGAGGAGAUCGUUAAGGGAGACGUGCGUAGUUGUCGAUGGAUGUUUGAAACACGCCCUAUUGAUGAGUUUGAUGACAGCCUUCAAAAGUUUCAGCUCAUUAAAGGAAUAUCGAAACAAGAAAUCGAGUCAGGUGACGUCAAGACGGCCAAGUGGCUGUUUGAAACGCAGCAGCUCGAUGCCAUUAAAAAUGUUGAUACUGAAGAAACGGAGACUAAAGAAGAGGCUAAAAUUGAAAGAGGCGACGUUAAGACGUGCAGAUGGCUAUUUGAAACGCAACCAAUGGAUGUCCUGUAUGAGAAGGUUGAGAAGAGUGAGACAAAUCUACAGGAGGUGCAGAAAGGUGACGUCAAAACAUGCACUUGGCUCUUUGAAACGCAGAGUCUUGACAACAUACGUGACCAUACAGAAUCCGAGUCAGAGACCAUUUUAAAAACCUGCACUGUGAAACAAGAAGACAUCCAAGGGAAAGACGUGCGGCUGGCCCGCUUUCUUUUUGAAACGGAAAACCUUGAAAACCUGACUGGCGAGGACAGCGGUUCUUUCAGAAGGGUCACAGAAAUUGACAUCCAGUCAGGCGACGUUUCGAGAAUGAAGUACAUUUUCGAGAACCGCUCAUCAGACAUUAUGAGUUCCACCUCGGAGGAAACAAUGCAGCUGUUGAAGACGCAACAAGCUGAGGACAUCCAGAAGGGGAAUGUGGUCAAUUGCACCUGGAUGUUUGAGAACAACCCAAUCGAUUCUAUCCACGAUGAAUCCAAAGAGGAUCGAGAUAUGCGAACGGUGACCGACGUUCAAGGGGGUGAUGUUCACAAAGGCCGUUUCACUUUCGAGACGUUCUCCCUGGAUCAAAUUAAAGACGAUUCAACCGAGUCUGAUAUUUCAAAACUCACAAGCAUCUGCCGAAAUGAUUUAGAGAAAGGGGAUGUCAAAAACUACACCAUGAUGUUCGAAACCCAACCUCUGUAUGCGAUCCGUGACAAGGAAGGCCAUUACCAUGAAGUUACCACGGUCACUAAGGAAGAGAUCAUGAGAGGAGACGUUGUGGGUGCCAGGUGGCUAUUCGAGACCAAACCUCUAGAUUCCAUUAGGGACUCGGAGGAGGUAUACGUCAUCAAAGCUGUGACUGAAGAGGGCGUCAACAAAGGAGACGUCAGCUCUGCGAGAUGGAGGUUUGAAACGCAACCUCUGGAUGAAAUUACAGAGGAAAUAAAAGUCAUAUCCAAAACAGUAGCAGACAUCCAAGGCGGUGAUGUUAGGACGAACAAACAGAGAUUCGAGACUGAUGAAAUGUCCCAAAAAUAUAUCCGAACGGUCAGUGUGAGCGAAAUCCAAAAGGGGGACGUCAGAUCAGCCACGUGGAUGUUUGAAACCCACGCGAUUGAUGAGAUUGGUGGAAAAGGAGAAGAAUAUGAUGGUAUGGAGACAGUUACAAAGGAGGAAGUGAUGAAAGGAGAUGUCAAACAAUCUGUGUGGCUCUUUGAGAAGCAGCCGCUCGACAGCAUCAAAGAGACGGAUGACGCGGAGCUUGUGAUCGAAAGGGAAGAAAUCCCACAGGGCGAUGUAAAGACAACAACGUGGCUUUUUGAAACAACUCCUUUCCACGAAUUCAACGAGACCGCUGUGGAAAAAAGAGACAUCGUGGGUAAAAGCAUCAAAGAAACACUCGAGGAACUUUACUCUCAGAAAAUGGUCGACUCAAAAGGCAUCCUCAUUGAGGCGGAUGAGAUUGGCGACGUCCGCAUGGCCAAGUAUAAACUGAUGAACCAGGAGACGCCAGAAAUCCAAAGAGAGGAGAUUGUCCGCGGGGAUCUGGCCAACAUUAUGAUGAACCUCUUGAAUCGUAGGGAGAACGUUGAGAGGGGGAUAACUAUUGACACAGAAGAGCGGGGAAAUAUCAACACCACCGUCGAGCAACUGUUCAACCGAGAAACCGGCAGCAGUGUUGAAAAAGAGGAAAUCCUCCGUGGGGACAUCCGGGAGGCUAUAAACAGCUUACUUAGGAAUGAGAGUUCUUCCAAACGUGGAAUUCUCAUUCAAGAAGAUGAAAAAGGAGAUGUGAGGAUGACAAUAUAUUCUUUGUUGAAUAAAGGAGAAAAGGCAAGCACAGAGAAAGAGGAUAUCGUUCAAGGGAACGUCAGCAAAACCCUUCACCGCCUUCUCUCCAAUUCCGGCACUGAGGAUGCUAAAAAAAUAAAGGUGGGCGACAUAGAAAGAGGAAAUGUCAGUUUUUACACCACAUGCAUCGAGUCCGGAGCUUUGGACUACCUGAAGCAACUUCAGCGUGAAACGGAUGAAACUGCUCAGCCAGUGGAAAAGGAGUGCAUUAUUGGCGGGGAUGUUGAGGAAACCAAAAUUUUGCUGAGGAAGAAUCAACAGGAGAUAGGUCGCACGGUGGCAAAAGAUGAUAUAGUUCCUGGUGAUGUGUGCAGCAUUGUUCAAGUCUUUAUGACGGAGCCCAAAGUGACUUACAGAAACCUGGAGAAACAGGACAUUGUGAAAGGUAAUCUUAACGCAGCCUUGGAUUCACUGAGCCAAGCCAUCAAUCAGAAGGCAACGAUAGAGAAAGAAGAGGUGGUGAAAGGAAACUUAUCCACCACCUUGAGAUCUCUUGAGGAGGCUCAGUAUCAACCAAAAGAAAUGGAAAAACCAGAAAUCAUUCCAGGAGACAUUAGAGGCGCUCUUGAGUCGCUCGAGAAGUCUGCAACAACGAAAAUGGAAGCCACUGUUGACGAUUUAGUGCCAGGCGAUAUUAAAGGAACUCUUAAGUCUCUGGAGGAGGCAAAACACGCCGUUAAGGAAGUUGUAAGAGAGGAGAUUGUUAAAGGUGACAUCCACGUCGCCAUGCAAAACCUACACGAGGCAUCUGCGGAGAGAAAGACGUAUCAGCAUCAAGUGAGCGAACAAGGGGAUAUUAAAGCAACUAUUCAGCUCCUUCUCGAGCCGACAACCAGCCCGAGAAUGCAGCGGCGGGGAAGCACGGAAGGAGAUGUUAAAACAUCAAUAAAGUCACUUUAUGAAGGACAGGAAACAACAUUUGUAGAAAAGGAGGAAGUAGUGAAAGGUGACGUGCAAGGGGCAAUAAAGUGCCUGAUGCAAAAAAAGCAAUAUUCAAAGCCGAAGCGCCUACACUCGAAAGCGAAGGCUCCGCAGAGAAGUUCAAUAACUGUAAAUCAAGUGACACUCGAGGAAAAACAGAAAAACAUAACAGGCGGCUCUGAGAUUGGGGAGAAAAAACUCUCACAAAGCUGCGAGUCGCAAAAGCACAAUGAAAGCAAAGUGGUGAAAACACAGGUAAUUACCAACGAGGCCUCUGUGACUGUUUCCAAAACAGACAGCGCCUCUGGGGCCUUUCAACAAAAGGGCAUAGCUGAAGAAAAGCCCAAAGUGCUACCCCCACAGAAAACACAAUCCCUUAAGCCCUUGAUGAUAAAGACUAAACAAACAUCUAAUUAUGAGCAAGAAAACGCAAAAACAGCAGACGCAAAUGCGAUUAAAGUGGUGCGCAAUGUGUUGCAGACAAAUAAUUCAAGCAGGCAAAAAUGCGACACGAAGACAGUCCAACAGGUACAGACGACCGUCGUCCAGCAAACAGUCUCUCAUCAACAAAAAGUCACAACAACUGAGCACGCAGCAAAGAAGGAAGAUAAAUCUUUAACGCAAAAGCAAAGCUUCAAAAACAUGAAGAGCGAGUCUCGUAAUCUUGACAUGAUGACCAGCAGGGGUAUGAUAAAAAAGGGUAAGCCAGAAAUUCACUUCCCUCCACCUCCCUCAUCACCACCGCCUCCCUCCGAAUCUGAGCUCUCCCUCCCUCCACCGCCGUCUCCUGUGCUAGAAAGCUCAACACCCAAUUUGUCCCGACCUCCCACUGCAAUGCAAGAAAGUGACCUUCCGCCACCACCAACACCACCGCCACUACAAUCAGAACCAGAUUUUUUUCCACCUCCUCCUCCACCGACCUCCUGCUCUGGACAAGAUUUCCUUCCUCCUCCCCCUUCACAGGAGGAACUUAAUGCCAUGCCUCUACCUCCUGCUGCAAAUCCAGGGAAACCCUUUGCAAGGAGUUUAUUUAAAUUCCCCAAACAACCAGAGGCACCAAAGCCUUCACCUGUCCAACCAAAAUGGCAAAAGAACAUGCAAACUCCAUUACAACGUCCCACUCAGCUCCACCUUGACAAAGAAAAAACAUCAGCAUCCCUCGCAGAGGUCAAAGUUCUGGAAACUAUUCAAUCAAACACAAACAUACCUACGCCUCCCACUAAACCAGUGCAGAAAACAAGCCCCCAGCCACCUAAAAAGAUAUUCCCUCCCCCCAUAAAGUUGCCCCAGCCCCCUGAACCAGCUCCUGCACCCAAGCCAAGGCCAUACGCCCGCAAAUUUAAAACUCCCUUAAUGCUUGCGGAGGAAAAAUACCGUCAGCAGAGAAUGGAGACCGAGGAAACGGCGAUAAGUUCAGUCACAACUCCUACCUCUCCUCCAGUGACUACAAAAGUCCCCCCCGGUGUGGACAGUCUGCAACUUUCCAUGUUAAAUCAGACUGAAAAAAGAGAGGCCACGGAAGUAGUGAAAGAAAAUGUACACGUUCCUAAAGAACCUUCAUUACAGCAUAAAAGCACCAAGAAAAUCCCAUCUCAGAUUCCUCUAAGCAAGCCCUUGAUCUCUGUGGCAAAUAAGAAAGUAACCCCAGGAGUUUCAGAUAACUCCCUGGACAACCAGCAACUUUCUAGCAAGAUCUCUUCGGGAAAAUUGCUCUCCUCAAAAGUCAGUGAAACAAAUCAAGCAACGCAAGCAGCGCAAUCAUUUUCUCUAUCCCAGUCCGAACACGCAACCUCUCAUGUCCAAGUCCAGUCAAGUGCGACUACUGUUACCCCUCCAGUCACUGAGAAGCAGCAGUUUAUUAAGACGACCAGGGCUAGUAAUACCGCUGUCACACAGAGUGGAUUAUAUCAGGAAAAUAUACACAUCCAAGGCCAGACUGUAGCCACCCUCAAAGCCGAGGAUGUGGAAAAUCUUAAUGACGAGGUGACAAAAGACGUGAAAACGCAAUCCUCUCAACCCACCAAAAUUCCCAAGGUAAUGCCAAGUUUCAAGGUGAGAACCUUUAAGAUGCCAGCUGAGAAAAAAGAAGAGAAACACAACAUGGAAAUGAAAAGUGAGACGCAGUUACAGCAGCAUGCGAGCAAUGUGUCACAGAGCAGCCAUGUGACAUCCUCAAUGAAAGAUGUUCAGAUCAAUGAGACAAAAAAUUUGGCGCCUGUGAAGUCUGCUGAAGUCGCGCAUUCAAUUGAAGCCAAACGCACGCAGCCCCCUGCAGUCACUCUUUUAACGUCUGAGAAGGGUAAAACGACAUCUGUGUCCCAGGUUCAGCAUAGCACAAGGACACAACAGGUCCAAAGACAACAGGAAACGGUUGUGACCGAAAGGGUUGUGACCGAAAGCUCUCAGAGAAAAGAAGCUGCUCAUAUGCCGCAAAUAAGACAAGAAGCUGCAGAACUACCCAAAACGCAAACAUCAGGAAAGUCCAAAAGUGACUUACUGAUCAAAACGACUCAGUCAGAGGAAAUGCCACCAUUAGAGAAAUGUCACGUAAUGGAGACUCUGCUCACGCAGAUGAAAGUUUUGGAGGGCACACCAAACAAAAUCGACCCCGCCACUGUCAGUAUGAUCAUCAGUGAUCUUCCUGACUGGCUGCUUGGUUCAAAUGAGAGAAAAAAUUUAUGUGGAAUUGCUAAGCAGUCAAACAAGAAAAAGUUGAAAGAAAUGCUGUCUUAUUUGAAGAAUAUUACUCAAGUUAAGCACACAAAUCUAGAAGCGACACUGACAUCUGCAGAAAUGAAAGAGUUCCCUCCCCCGCCACCCCCAGUGGCUCCGAAACCAGAUCAGAAGGUCUUGAGCGGUAUGACUGCCAAGUUAUCAAAAAUCAGCAUUGGUUCAUCUAAAACUGAAAAGAAGAUGUCUGAAGAAAGAAAGUCACUGCACGAGGGCAGAGUACAGCAUGAGCUGAGCGAGACAGCAGAUCAGAGAGUCCACUCCCCGCUAGCAAGCAUCCGCACUCCUUCCCCCACCUUCAUUAGCAUUGAGUCCAGAAGGAUAGAGUCACCACUCAGAGGUACCCCAUCACCUCCGCCCUACAGAUCUUUCGGGACCCCUCCGCCUCCAGCUCGUAAGCAGUACACCGCCACAUCCUCUUUCCGAGCCACGCCGUCUCCCACCAUGAGCCGCUCUGAGAAGACGAUGCAAUUGAAAGACACAAGUCUAAAGCCUUCUUGCAGCCCCACACCCACUCCUCCCUUACUUGUGGACGUGGGAGAGCGAUCGUCUCCGGUCAGGCAGACCACUCCCACAUUAAAAAAUGACCAGGUACACGUGUCAGAAAUGGGUGACUCCAUGAUGACAGUCAAAGAUAAAAAGAGCUUCUUCGAGGACGCGCAAAAAUCAGAAGCAAACAAGUCAUACCUACGGAAGGAUCCGAUUGAUAUACCUGAACGUCUUGAAGCAGAUUUUGAGGAGGGUGCUCAGGUUUUGACAGCAGACAUCCUAAAAGAGGACCUCCCCAGGGUGGACAUGACAAAGCUGGUCAAUAAAUUCGAGUCUCCAAAAACAACGGUUUACUCCAGGAAAGAGCCCAUUGUGAUUACGGAAAGGCUCGGGAGCGACUCCGAGGACGUGGAGGCCGAACCGCGCACCCCGCGAACAGAGGAAAUGUCGACAUACAACAUCAAAGCAAUAAAGAAUGUGUUUGAAAGUGGCGAGCACAGUUCUCAGGCAGCGCGAGACCUCCGGGAACAAAUUGAAAAGAGAGAAGCAGACUUUUCCCACGCUAAGCCAGCGGAGCAGUCCGAAGCAUCCUCGUUUUCUGAGCAAUUCUGUAGUAUCGACGACUUUGGCAACUUGAGGAGUGAGGUACAUUCUGGAAGCUCUGUGAGCUCUGUGACCCGUGGCAACCCUCCGUCCUACGCCGACGUGGUGCGAGGCAGAGUUCCAACAGUUGCCGUGCCCUCCGAAGAACUACUGAGAAAUUUCCAGCAGUCUUGGGCUGAGAGCCAAGGAAGCUUCCAGAAUGUGGGCUUCAGUGUCACGGAGCAGAGAAGCUCACAGAUUGUCACACGUCAGCAGGAGACUGUCGUGAUGGAAGAUUCAAGUUCCGGAUUCCGAACUGUGCAGGGUGUGUCGGAAGAGGGUGUACCCUAUGGAAUCUCUAAUAGCAGACAAGCAAAACUUCCAUAA
This is a messenger RNA of Nerophis lumbriciformis (worm pipefish), 9855 nucleotides long. The record is from RefSeq and is a predicted model, not a curated record. Lineage: Eukaryota; Metazoa; Chordata; Actinopteri; Syngnathiformes; Syngnathidae.